UUCCCCAAUGAAACAUCACGACCUCUCAAAAGAAACGCCCGUGCCUUACGUCACAAACCCAUAUCACAACACGUGUCGGAAUGUUGUUUCUGUCUGCUUCCAAAACACACGGUUGCUAUAGCGGGUUAAGACACAGGACAACACACACGAUUUCAGACCUUCAACAGAGAGUGAAUACUGACUCGUGCGAAGAUGAAACGAACAUGAUCAGUACCGAUGGCCCAUCCACCAAGUGCGCGGAGACCCGGGACACCGGGAAGAGAGAGAGGACGCCGCCAGAAAUGCUGCACCUCAUGUUCGCGGUCUCCGUGUGGCUGGUGACGGGCACAACCAUAUCCAGCCUCAACAAAUGGAUAUUCACCGUGUACAAUUUCAGAUACCCGCUGCUUCUGUCAGCCCUCCACAUGCUGACGGCGAUAGUGGUGGACUACGGGCUGAUCAAAUGCAGGGUUAUCCGGCACAGGGGCAUCGGCGAGCAGGAUUUAACCGCCAACGCCAAAUUUAAAGUGUUCCUGUUGAGUUUGACAUUCUGUGCCAGUAUCGCGUUUGGAAACGUGGGACUGAAUUAUGUGCAGCUUUCGUUCGCACAAAUGAUCUACACAACAACGCCGCUGUUUACUCUGGCGAUUUCCACGCUGAUCCUCGGAAAGCAGCACCACAUCCUGAAGUACACCGCGAUGAUGCCCAUCUGUCUCGGGGCGUCGUUCAGCAUCAUGGGCGAGGUCCAGUUCGACCAGAUUGGCUGCCUGUUUGUGUUCGCCGCCACCAUGUUAAGAGGCGUAAAAAGCAUUCAACAAAGCAUCUUGCUCCAGGAGGAGAAGAUCAACUCUAUCUUCCUACUGUAUCUGAUGUCAAUCCCCAGCUUCUGCAUCCUGGCCAUAGCCGCUCUGGUUCUGGAGAACUGGGCAGCGAUGCAGUCCCCUCUCCAGUAUGACCGUCACCUCUGGGGUUUCAUCUUGCUCAGCUGUCUGGGUUCAGUGCUCUACAACCUUGCCAGCUGCUGUGUCAUCACCCUAACCUCUGCUGUCACGUUGCACAUCCUGGGAAACCUGAAUGUGGUGGGGAACCUGCUCCUCUCCCAGCUGCUGUUUGGCCACCAGCUGACGGCUCUUAGCUGUGCUGGAGCGGCCCUCACCCUCUCGGGCAUGAUCAUCUACCAGAACUCGGAGAUCAUUGUAGCUUUCUUCGACGCACGUAAGGCCAGGACACCAACCAGUGACAGUAGAGAGGAGAAUGACUCAACUGCUGAACCAGCUCCACAACCUUGUUCAGAAGAAGAAUCAUCUCCAGAAGCGGCUCAAGAGAGGACAGAGGAUCAUGAGAAAACAGACUGAAGAGACUCAACAACGGCUGUGUUCCAAAACCUAGUGAGUUGCAGUGCUGUCUGUAGUCAAACUCUGGACUUUUUUGUGCAUAGAGCACAAAAGGAGUACAAUGAAAGUGAAAGGUGACCACAGAUUUCUCUGGUUCCCAACCACUUUCAUUAGAUGGAAAAAAGCAGCCUGGACCAGAGUUAUUAUAGGUAACUAAAGCAGAAACUAAAACGUUAUUUGAAAAAAAAAAAAAAAAGUUGGAAUAAAAUUAAAAUAUUAAAAAAACUAAACUUUUUUUUAUUUCACAUUUCUUAUUUAAAUUUAAUUUGAUGUACUAAAAUAAAAAAAAAACUACAUCGACAAAUUAAGAAAACUACUAUUUUUGACACAAACAACAAAAUUUAAACUAUAACAUAGCUAUAACUUAAAUAAAAUUAAAGUGCCCUUUUAUGCUUUUUUGGAUUUUGCCAAACUAUGUAAUGUGUUCAGUUAAAUAUCUUUUUGUGUUCUACAGAAGAAAGAUAGCCAUACAGAUUUGACACCUCAUAAAAGUAGUUCAUUUUGUGCGAGCUAUCGUUUUAACGGAAAUUGGCCCUCAUAUUAAGUGACCAAAACUUUGCGUGUCAUACAGUGCUCCUCACUCACAGGAAACUCACCUCAAGUGAUUAUAAAUUAUACUUCAGUGUUAAUGUGAACGUUCGCGUAAGUGUAUAGCCAAAUGCAUGGCCAUUCAAAAAUGAUACCAACAGAGGCGCUCAACGUGCACACUAUAAAGUUUAUACGUAUAAUCUAGCAUACACAUAAAAACUGAAGUAUACUUUGUGUUUAGAAAGAAUUUGAUGUUAGCAUGUUGCUAAGCUAACAAGGCGAUUCUCUAAUAAGCAUAAAAAUACAUAGCGCACAAAUAUUGGAUAAAAUAGUCUAUUAUAAUGAUGAGACAGAACUAUUUUUUGAUCAUUUUCACUACUGACUGAAUUAGGAGUAUAUUUCUAUUAAAUUGUGUUUGAAUAUCGUCAAUUCACUAGGUUUUGGAACCAAACACUAACCGUCAUCCUGCGUUAUCUGGUUGAAUAUGGAGUCAGAAAAGAUGCGAGGUAUCCUGGUCAGCGAUGAUGAAGAUGAUAUUGAAGGUGUAGUUUUUUCCCAGUACCUCCUCACUGUGCCAAUACUUUUAUUUCAGUCAUUCUUCCAAUGGAGACAGUCUUUUUUUUAGCAGAUGCCGACCGCAGCCAUUUGUUUGGAUUUUAUUACCUCUGUUCUGCCAACACGUUCAUACAUUCGUCAAAACUUCUGCAUGAGCACCAGGAAGAUCUCCAAAGUCCUGCCAUAUUCAUUCUGUGACUGUGUCUAUCUAAUGCACUGUGAAAAACAACUGCUCGAUUUGCUUUGACCCUCUUUAUUGGUCAGCACAGCUGUUUUUGGACUUGUUCGCACUUUUUAAAUAUUAGAGAUAGAUGGGCACAAAAAAAGUACAUAGGAAUAAUUUAUUUUUAGAUACUGUAACUCUGCCGUCUUGAUUCUGGUGAUAUGGACGGUACAUUUAAGGCAGCUUUCUGUAGGAUGCCAUGUUUGAACGAGUAUCCUAUGUUCAUCAUCUAGGUUACGUUUACAUGGAGACGAGCAAGACUAUUGGAUCCUCAUUUGGGUUCACUUUUAUUUAGCCUGGUGCACUUUUCUUUUCAGAAAAUUGGUUGGUUACACUUUAUUUUAUGGUGAUGUAGUUAAUAUUACUCAGUCAUUAUUUGAGUACAAUGUAACUACAUGUUACUAAAGAGUUAGGGUUUGGUUUAGGGGUUAGUUACUUGUAAUAAUGCUUAAUACUAGUAUAACUACAUCACCUGAAAAUAAAGUAUUACCAACUGGUUUUAUACCACUGUGUUAUAGAAAAGAUCUAGUAGAAAUAAGCUCAGAUUCCUAAGUCAUAUUUCACCACAAAAUCAUUUACAGAUAUUUUUUUUUUAUUGGCUUCUUACCUCAUUACCGCAAUUCAUCUGAAUGUCUUUAAUUUGAGUUUUAUAAUUGCCAUUAUUCUCAGUGAGGCUUCUUCACUACUGUAAUAUAAAACACAUAUUAUUAUUAUUAUAAUUAUAAAUACUGUACAAUUUUAGCAAUAUAUCAUUUAUUGCGUUACGGAAAUGAUUUUCACACUACAUUAAUGAGAAUUGGGGAUAAAGUGAAAAAAAAUUGAAAUCAGCAUUAAUGUAAUAUAAUAACCUAUAUUACAUUUAUACGAUAAUGUGUAUGCAACUUAAUUUAAUUAAAAUAUAUCAUAAUUAAUGACAUUAAGACUUCAGCAUUGCGCUACUAAGAAUUUACUAAGAAGAGAGGAAAUGUGCUUAUUUUUCAUGAAAAUAAUGUCACAAAUUAAAACAAACACAUGCUUCAUUUUAUUUAUGCAAAAUAUAAUGUCAUAAGAUUUUAUUUUGCUCACAACAGGCUUGGGUGAGAUUCACCCGAAGAAUCAGUUGAGAAAUUGCCGUUUUUUUUUUUUCAUGUGAUAAUAUAAAUGUGACUGUGUCCCAUCAUAGGCAAAUGGGUAUAAACUGGUGCCUCUUAUGUAAUUCCCAGUGCAGAUAAUUAUUAAUAGGUCUCUCUAAGGAGUCUCACUCAUCUUUAGCACACUAUGAUCUCUCAGGAGAAAUCAAAAUCAUAAUGUUGUCCUCCACAAAAGGUUCCCUUGCUCUUGCUCGUUUCCUCCGAGUUGGUGCUCAUCUUUUUUUCACUAGUUUCUUUGAUUUGUUUUGAUUGUUUUUGUGACACCUGCUGGACAGUAUUAUUUUCCCCUCCUAUUUGAAUUGUGUGUUUUGAAGCUGUCAUAAGAAAUUGACACUAACAGAUGUUAUGGACCAUGGUGCAUAGCAAGGUCAUUCCCUCGAAGAGGUUUUGUGCCAUCUGCUGGAUAGAAAGCGGAUUAGCAUUUAUUAUUGUUACUUUAUUUUUUUAUAACUGAAUUGAAGUGCAUUGGAUCUAAAUAUCAGGCAUUUUGCCUGUUUCCCAACAUGACAGGAAUUCAUAGUUGGGGUUUAAUAUAUUCUCUUAAAAACUGACUCGACCCAUUUUGGGUUUUCGAAUUGAGUAACUGGAAAUCUACAAGGAUGUGAAUGUGUCCUAGCAGAUGUUGAGGUGUAGGCAAUCUUAUGGAGAUGAUCGAAUCUAUGAUAAAACAUACGCUAACUCAAGUGUGCCUAUCUGAGGGCUGUUUUCAGAAGGAAACACCAGCCUUUCGAGCUUUAUUUAUUAAGGUCUCAACUGUCCAUCCAUUCUGUAGUGUUUUCACCCAUUACUUUAUUUCUAGUGCACAGCAUCAUAGGAUAAGCAUGGUACUAAGAGACUAAAAGACUGUCUAAGAUAUAUCGGCAUUCGUUUUGACAAAUGUUAAACUUUUUUAGGCUGUUUUAUGUUACUAAGGGUGGCACAAAGGGGCGCUAAUACUAUUAUUCGGUUAUGCUUGUAGGGUUAUCAGUUACCUAUGCCCAUUAAACGAUCUUGCUGAUACAUCAGUCUACAGUUUUUCGAUUUUGCAAUUGGGUAUUUUGUGCAAAGUGUGAAAAUUUAGGAGGCUGUUUGAUUUGAAAAAUUGACUACUAUGUGAGCAAUGCUUCAUAUAUCGACACUUUUGAUAAUGGGCAAUGACCUUCUUUAUCUGCAAAAUUUCACUGAAAUUUCACUAGUAUGACCGCGCCUUAUUAGUGAAAGCGACAGCCUAUUCACAUAAUGCUCAUCCAGUCUCUGUAACACAAGCACAGUGGUUAACUGACCACAUUUGGUCUAAAAAAUGAUCGGCAGAACAGGUUGUCAGUUAAAUACCUCAGAUGUUAUUGUUUUGUUCCUGUGAUGACGUUUUACUGGGUCACUAGUGUACUGGAUGAUGUUUUCAAUGCUGAGAUCGCAUAGAGUGGUUCUGACGGUUUUGAUGUGUCUUUUAUUGGUUGCAAUGCAAAAUUGCACUGACGAUUUGCAUAACUCUGUGGCUCAUGUGUAUAUAUGGUUUCUGAUGUCAGCAAAAUAUCAGAUGUAAAUGCUUAUUUUAUUAUAUUUAUGUAUUUUACAAUCAUGGAAAGCUGGACAAAUACACUGGUUCAAAAACA
Messenger RNA from Pimephales promelas (fathead minnow), 5401 nucleotides. It is a transcript of the gene slc35e4, whose product is annotated as solute carrier family 35 member E4. The record is from RefSeq and is a predicted model, not a curated record. NCBI's taxonomy places the organism in Eukaryota, Metazoa, Chordata, Actinopteri, Cypriniformes, Leuciscidae.